Molecule: messenger RNA, 2224 nt
Organism: Oncorhynchus kisutch (coho salmon)
Lineage: Eukaryota; Metazoa; Chordata; Actinopteri; Salmoniformes; Salmonidae
Gene: thumpd3
Product: THUMP domain containing 3
Exons: 10
Coding region: 194-1756 (520 amino acids)
Biological process (GO): tRNA methylation
Molecular function (GO): tRNA (guanine) methyltransferase activity; RNA binding
Source: RefSeq, a predicted model, not a curated record
UGCUGUAACCCGGAAGUACUUCUGUUACCCACAUGGGUUUCCGUUUGCAGUUGUUUGAGGAACCAUGAGAGUGCAGUGAACAAGCCAUGAACUGAGCUUUUAAACAGCAAAACACCGGUACAUUCCUGCUUCUUGUAGUCACUGGGAACAUCAAAGUGCAUUAUUUAUCCAGUGAUUGGCAGCUUACAGUACCAUGUCUUCACAAGACAGUAUUGAGGGGCAGCAGUGCCCCCUGGCGGUGGGUGUGGAGACAAGCAGCCAGUCUGCCAGUGAUGGAGAGACAGACUGUGAGGUCAUUACGGUCACCAUUGGAGCAACAGUCCCCACAGGGUUUGAAAACACUGCUGCAGAGGAAGUCCAGGAGAAGAUUGGGGCUGAUGCAACAAUAAGCAAGGACCGCGGUCGAAUAUACUUCCAAAUAACCACAGAUAAGCUCUCACAGGUCCAUAAUCUGAGGUCUGUGGACAACCUGUUUGUUGUGGUUGAAGAGUAUGACAACUAUCAGUUUAAAGACUCAAAGGAGGAGACAUUGGAGGACUUGCAGAAGCUGGCCUCCAAGCUGCCAUGGACCAACGCACUAAAGGUCUGGAAACUGAACACCUCUCUGAAGAAGAAGAGGGGACCCCAUAGACGGCCCCAAGGUCCUAAGGGGAAGGGACGGAGAGGCCGAAAUUUCCAAGAUAGAGGCAAAGCCAACAAAGACGUUGUGGAGACGGACACCAUGGAGACGGUCACCGCAGAGAUAGAGAAGCUGCAGCUGGAGCCUCAGGCACCUACUACAGGCCAAGGGGGCGGGUCACCUGACCUGGAGAACAGCCCCCUGGGUGAGCAGCAGGAGGUGGAGGGACAGGAGCCCGGACCAAAGGCCCUGAAGUUUCGUGUGACGUGCAGCCGAGCAGGAGACAAGCACAGCUUUUCCUCCAACGAGGCCGCCAGGGACUUUGGUGGUGCCGUGCAAGACUUCUUCCAGUGGAAAGCAGACAUGACCAAGUUUGAUAUUGAGGUCCUUCUGAACAUACAUAACGUUGAGGUGGUGAUUGGCAUUGCCCUGACAGAGGAGAGUCUCCACAGAAGAAACAUCACCCACUUUGGACCCACCACGCUGCGCUCCACCCUGUGCUAUGGCAUGCUCAGACUCUCUAAGCCUCAGUCAUCUGAUGUUAUACUUGAUCCCAUGUGUGGAACUGGAGCAAUACCUUUAGAGGGAGCCAUUGAAUGGCAGCAGGCAUUCUACCUGGCCGGAGACAACAAUGACAUGGCAGUGAGCCGCACAGUCAACAACAUCUGUCACAUCCAGAAGAAGAGACUAGACAAGAGCAGUACGCCAGGGUUGCCCAUAGACACAGUGCAGUGGGACCUGUGCCAUCUACCCAUGAGAACCAACUCAGUGGACAUCAUCAUCACUGACAUGCCCUUUGGGAAGAGAAUGGGCUCCAGGAAGAAGAAUUGGGACCUGUACCCACCCUGUCUGAGAGAGAUGGCCCGGGUGUCCAGACCAGGCUCAGGGAAGGCCGUCAUCCUGACCCAGGAUAAGAAAUGCUUUCAAAAGGCCAUAUCAAGGAUGGGAGGACUCUGGCGGAAGCACCACACUGUCUGGGUCAACGUAGGGGGCCUACACGCAGGGGUGUUCCUCCUCAAGCGCACAGCAGGGAUCUUUGGCCAAACCCCAGAAGAUGUCAGGGAACCCCUAGAAGAGCAACCAGGGAAGGAAAAAACAGCAGAGGAAAGGGAAAAGGAGGUUAAGUUACCGAGUUAAGCCCCACCUAUACAGAAUAUACUUUAGAAAUGGCAUAGAAAUGACCUUUUGCCAUUAUUUAUUUGAUUAAUCUAUUUUGCUGUUUUAUUUGUUGAAGGUCCAAAAGUGAGUGUCUCAAAGGGAAACCUUUCCUAAGUUUUACUGUGUUGUUAUAGACAGACAAGGUUUCGGUGAAGUGAAAAAAAGUUGACUGCCUGCUUACUACAACCAGUUGAAUUUUUAUGUUAAACCCCAGCUUAAUAAAAAGUUGUCUUGCUACACCUGAGUGCCAGUUAUAUAAAUGCAAGUCAUUAAUCAUCCGUUGUUCUUUUAGCUACUGUAGGUAAGCAAGACUAUUGAUUGAUAUGCCUAUUGUGUUGUUGAGGGAAUCAGUUCAAAUGACCACACCUUUCCACUCCAUUGAUGACUUGUUGGCAGGUUCUGUAACAUGAGACUUUAUGGUAAAUAAAACUUGUUUCCAAACAUGUG